GUUUCUUGAGCAACAAAGCUUUAACUUAUCAUAAAUGAUACGAACAUAUUCCGAAACUACCAUAUUUUACGACAAUGUAAAAGUAAUUAAACGUUCUACACAGUCAGUUGUACCGAAAUAGUAAAAAACUGCUAUAUUGUCACGAUAGUUUACAUAUGUACUUACCUACACGUGUGUCUACUGCUAUCGUAACCUAAACACAGUCCGUGAAUAUAAAAAGAUUAAGAACUACGUAAAGAAAAACUUUGGAUUUAAAAUGUUUUUUUUAAAUUUAGUGAUGUUUUUAUGACGUUCCAACGAAAAUGAGGCCUAUUAUUCCAAAAGAAACAUUUGAAGUCCAUGCAACGCAUGGACCCUUUUAUACUGGAGGUCACAUUCAAUGGAGUAAGGAUGGACAAUACAUAUUCUGCCAAAAACAAGGCAUGGUUUGUUUUGUAUCUCUGAACGAAGAUACAGCAGUAACGUCUUAUCUUGGAGAAAAUAAAGACAAUGAAGAAGAUACGAUUAAUACUUUUACUGUGUGCAAUGAUGAUGUACAUAUAAUUACACAUCAUAAAAGCAGUCUUUUCAAAUUAUGGACCUGGAAAGAUAAUAAACUGAUAAAAUUGUGGAAGUCUAUGCACAAAGGUCCUGUGGUUUGCAUUGCGCAUUGCAGUGAAAGGAAUUUAAUGAUUUCUGGAAGCAGUGAUGGCACUGUUAAAUUGUGGGAUCUGGAUCGUCACGCUUGCAUUAAUAAUUUAAAAGGAGUUACUGGAGUCAUCAGUGUUCUGGCUUUCCAUCCAAUCGUUGGAAAGAACCUAGUUUUCGCGGUUGGAGACGAUUUCAAGAUCCAUGGGUGGAAUAUCGCCUCCGGCAAAGAAGAAAUUGUUCUUUCUGGUCAUUUCAGCAAAGUUACUUCUCUGUCUUUCCACAAAGAUGGAAAUUUUAUGGUCAGUUCAGGAAGAGACAGAGUGCUAAUUUUAUGGAAUAUUUCCACUGCGUUGUCUGUACGCGUCUUACCAGUUUACGAGGAAAUGGAAGACACGUUUGUUUUAUCCAGAAAUAUAUCGUUGCCUGUACCCAUGAAUGAUAAGAAGGAUAUUUGCGUGGCUGCUGCGGGAGAAAAAGGCAUUGUGAGGAUAUGGGAAAUGAGAAGUGGCAGGGAAAUGUACGCACAGAAAAAUUGCAUGUCAUCUGCAGUAAAAGAAGGAGAAAACCUUUCGAUUACUCGUUUGCUUCACAAUGAUCAAAACAAUACUUUUGCUGUAGUCACAGUCGAUCAUAAUAUAAUUGUUUAUUCGUUGGAGACUUUCGAAUGUUUGAAACAGUUAGUAGGUUACAGUGAUGAAAUUUUAGAUAUCGUGUACCUUGGCGAGAAUCAGAGUCACAUAGCAGUUGCUACUAACAGUUGCAACAUAAAAUUGUAUAAAGCAUCAAAUAUGAAUUGCGAAUUGCUAUAUGGGCAUACUGAUAUCGUUCUGUCUCUUGCGACCACUCCUGCUAACGCUUAUCUACUCAUUUCUUCUGCAAAGGAUAAUAGUGUUCGUGUAUGGUUGAUGAACAGAGAAACGGCGAAAGUAUCUUGUAUCGGAUCUGCAACCAGACACACUGCUUCUGUUGGCUCCAUUGCAAUUUCUCAAAUGUCUACUAAAUUCUUUGCUUCCGUUAGUCAGGAUUCGUGUCUUAAAUUGUGGAAUUUGGCAAAUGAUAUCGAGGAUUUAGGAGAGUCAUGCACCCUGAACGUAGUUCGUACAGUGUUGGCUCAUCAGAAAGACAUAAACAGUGUAACCAUUUCACCGAAUGAUAAGUUGAUUGCAACUGGGUCGCAGGAUAAAACAGCAAAAUUGUGGUCGGCGGAUGAUUUGCAAUUGCUCGGGGUAUUUAACGAGCACAGGAGAGGAGUAUGGUGCGUAAGAUUCUCUCCCAUAGAUCAGGUGCUUCUAACGACUUCUGCGGACUGUACGAUAAGGCUUUGGUCAUUGACCGAGCUCAAUUGCUUGAAAACUCUAGAAGGGCACGAAUCGUCAGUUCUGAAAGCAGAGUUUCUGACACAUGGCAUGCAGUUGAUAACAGCCAGUGGUGACGGUCUACUGAAACUCUGGAGUAUAAAAACAUCAGAGUGUCUAUGCACUAUGGAGAAACACGCAGAUCGCGUAUGGACACUUGCAGUCAGCAAAGAUGAAAAAACUGUAAUCAGCGGUGGAAGCGAUUCAUUGAUAGUUGUUUGGAAAGACGUGACUGAGGAGAGGAAAAGGAAAGUCGAAGAAGAAGCGAAGCAACUUGCACUGGAAGAACAACACUUGAAAAACUUACUCGAAGCAAAUAAAUUGGGUUCAGCUUUGAUUUUGAGCUUGAAACUGGAACGACCUAUGCAAGUUCUUAAAAUCGUUGAAAGUAUUCUAAAGACUAAUAAUUGCCCACUCAUGCAAACAAUUAGUGAAUUGAAGCCUGUUUAUAAGGAAAAGUUACUUAAAUGCGCCACAGCGUGGAAUGCUAAUAGCAAAAAUUGUCAAGUAGCCCAGGUCGUUAUAAACGCUUUAAUGAUGGACCUGGAUAACGAAGAAUUUCAAACUAAAUCAUCCUUUAUGCUGGAGUCCAUGAUACCAUAUACUGAAAGACAUUAUUCAAGACUAACAAAAUUAUUGCAAAAUUUACAUUUAUUUAAUUAUACGUCAAACUGCAUAAAACCACAUAUCGUGUCCAUAGAUACCAAAGGAAUAUAAAUUGAUCAUAUACAAUAUACAGAA
Molecule: messenger RNA, 2726 nt
Organism: Colletes gigas
Lineage: Eukaryota; Metazoa; Arthropoda; Insecta; Hymenoptera; Colletidae
Product: transducin beta-like protein 3
Exons: 15
Coding region: 303-2702 (799 amino acids)
Biological process (GO): endonucleolytic cleavage in 5'-ETS of tricistronic rRNA transcript (SSU-rRNA, 5.8S rRNA, LSU-rRNA); endonucleolytic cleavage to generate mature 5'-end of SSU-rRNA from (SSU-rRNA, 5.8S rRNA, LSU-rRNA)
Cellular component (GO): 90S preribosome; nucleolus; small-subunit processome
Molecular function (GO): protein binding; U3 snoRNA binding
Source: RefSeq, a predicted model, not a curated record